CAUGUUUGAAUUGAAUAUAUAGAUGUUGUAGCCUUUUUGUUGCGAUGAUUAAGUGAAAGAGAAGAUCAUACAUCUUCACCUGGAAUGAAAUAUUGAAGGGAAAACGUUCGAAAUACAGCGUUCCAAUCAAGAAUUACCAUUGACAAUACAUCAUUUCCAACGUUAGAUAAACCAGGUUUUCCGGAAUGAGUAACAACAGACCCACACGAGUGAAUAGUGCGGAAUUGAAAGUUCCUCAUACUAGGAUUGAUGAGGAGAAGGUUUUGGAAGAAACAUACAAAUUUGGCAGCAAGUUGGGUCAGGGAAGUUUUGGCAUUGUUAUUGAAGGACGACAUAACGAGAGCCAUGUUGGAUGGGCUAUCAAGAUCGUUAAUAAAGAAAAGGCUGGUGGUUCUGCUAUAAAGUUACUUGAAAGAGAAGUUUCCAUAUUGAAAAGAGUGAAGCAUGAUAGUAUUAUACACCUGGAAGAAGUAUUCGAAACACCGAAGAAAAUGUACUUAGUCAUGGAGCUGUGUGAACUUGGAGAACUGCGAAAUCUUCUGAACAAGCGAGGACCAUUCAAUGAGAUCUCCACAAGACACAUUAUCAAGAAUCUUCUUGGUGCAAUUGCCUAUCUGCACAGAAGUGAUAUUGUUCAUCGUGACUUGAAGCUUGAAAAUAUUCUAGUUGUCAAGGAAUCUGGAACAAAGGAAACUCCUCUGUUUGAUAUCAAGGUGACUGAUUUUGGACUUUCUGUCGUCAAAGGUGGAGUUGGGCCUGACGCAAUGCUACAGUCAUUUUGUGGAACUCCUGUCUAUAUGGCUCCUGAAGUCAUACAGAAUCAUGAAUAUUCACAACAGUGUGAUAUGUGGAGCAUUGGUGUGAUACAAUACUGCCUAUUAUCUAAAGAUUUUCCAUGGAUAUCUGACAAAGAAGAUAAGUUAUAUGAAAUGAUUAAACGUGCCGAACUCGACUUCUCAAAACCAGUUUGGAAUGAUAUAUCAGAAAAUGCUAAAGCGCUUCUUCGAAAGUUGCUGCAUGUUGAUCCAGCUCAUCGUUUGACUGCGUCAGAAGUUCUUGACAGCAAUCCAUGGAUACGUGGAGAAGAUGAUGCAUCCACAGAAGAACGAAUUAACGUUCUAGAAAUGAUGAAAGAAUUUGCAAGAGAAGAAAAAAACAGUGAAUCAGAUGAUGUUGAGGAGCGAUCCGAUUCCAGUGGUUGCCACUCAUCUGCCAGUUCAGACUUGGGAGUGCACGGUUUGCCAGCUCCGAAAAAAUCAUCAAAAUCAGCAUCUGCCACGUCCCACUCAUCACCCGUAUUUAAUAUCAAUCACCAUCACCCACCGAUCCCAAGAAAUACAGACAGAAGGGCGAGUAUGCCUGCAGUGACGGCAAAGAUAUCUCCACACAAAAAACCUGCACCUUCAUCAGCGAGAAAAGCAACCUCACAUAGAGGUUCGUUGACGUCAUCACCAGUUACUGCACCAAGCACAUCAAGAAAUCACAAAGCACCUAAAUCCCCCCUAGCACGCUCUGGUGGAAGUCCAAUAGGCACAGCAAACUGUAACAACCAUACUGGCCGCGGUGGGUUAACUGCCGCUGCAACUGAACAUGUUAUAUAUAAUAAUAACCAUCAUCACCACAAUAACGGUAUGCCUUCAGCAAGAGGGACAAAAUCAGACACUUCAAGACUGGUGCCGAGGUCCCACACCCCUAAUACCGAUAGACUGCGUGUUGGAGCAGUAAGCCCCCAUCGAAGUCGGCCACCAAAUUCACCAUCUCUACAUCACAGGGCAAAUGACGCUCACACUCAUCGAGGCAACGCCACAUCUGCCAAAGGUAAAGGGAAGAAGCCCCAUCCACACUGAUUACAUGCGGUAUUUUAAAUGAUCGCCUGUUCUGUUUGCCUAUCUAUACGGCAACAUUGGUGCUGUGUAUCAGUGCCAAGCAAUACUCACUGUGAUAGCUCGGAAUUUCAUGCGUUGAACAAAGCGAGCAUUUUGUUAGUAGCCCUUGAACAAAGACUGUGUUUCGAAAACUUUACCUAUUUCUGAGGUAUUUAUUAAAUUAUAUAUUUUCUUACUUAUGUACUUUUAGAUGCUGUUAGGAACAAAUAGCAGUGCUCUUCAAACUGUUACAUGUAUAUUCUUGUUUUUGAACAAUCGACAAGUUAUUGUUUUUUGUGAUGAAGCUGAAAAUCUGGUAUUCCUGUAGUGUGUGUAUCAGGUUUGGGUUAGGCCAUAAUUUUAUCCUGAUUUUAGCUCUAUUACGAAUGUGGUGACUGUCUGUGUUAGUCAAGUGAAUCUACCCCCUGCCCAUAGUAAACAGUUCCUUCACACAACUUGAUGUAAAGUAGGCGAACAAAAUUAGUUACCUCCAUAUUGGUACACACACUCCUGGAGUGCCGAGAAUCUGACCGAAAAAAAAAUUUUGUACCGAAGAACACUGUUGUAGGCCAAUUUUGUUCCAAGCAACAUUUUAUGAUUAUAAGUUCCAUAUUUACGUACUAUUUUACUUUUAUGUUUGUUUCAAAUACUUUAAAAAAUGUUUUUUUUUCUCUAUUCAGACACAUUGAACUGACUUAAAAAUUUAAUGCUCUUUCUUUAUUUUCGAGUCCGAAAUGUUUUUGUCUCAGUUUUACCACCUCUGAAACAUGUCCCAUGCUUGAUGAGAACAUUUUCUGACUUGGGUUACAUAUGAAGUCCCAUUGUAACUGAAGCAUGUUACCUAACAGUCAUUAGCUUGCUAAUUUCUGAAGUUCUAUAUUUGUAAUUAUUUGCCAAAAUAGUUUAAAAGUUCCAUGUUAUUACUGUCAAAAAUAAAAUUCUAUUUU
Messenger RNA from Styela clava, 2812 nucleotides. RefSeq names its product serine/threonine-protein kinase 33-like. Gene Ontology annotation, biological process: protein phosphorylation. Lineage: Eukaryota; Metazoa; Chordata; Ascidiacea; Stolidobranchia; Styelidae. The record is from RefSeq and is a predicted model, not a curated record. Gene Ontology annotation, molecular function: ATP binding; protein kinase activity.